UCGAUGCCAGGCUCUUCGACGGACUCUACUCCGGAAGACGUGAUAACCGUGAAACGGAAAGCAGACGAUGUUGAGCCAGACGUACACAGCCUGUUGCCUGACUCUACCCGAGCACUAAUAUCCACCAAAAUGUCGUCAGUGAAGAAGGCUAAAAAGAAUACCUUAGGAAUUAAGAUGGUGAAAAAGGUGAAGACAUAGCUACAAUACUGUUGUAUAUUAGGGUUAGGGUUGUAUAAUACUUAUUUCUUACCAUCAUGGAAUCUUCACGAGACGAUAUGCUUCGCGUCAACGUCGACACCCAGGGUGACUUCCAGCGCAUCAAGGCCGAUUAUUCAAGGCUGUUUCUCUCUUUUGUUGAGGAGCAGAUACGGACCCAGGGCUUAGAGAGCGAAAGGGAAGCUAUGGUGGCUCACGCCCAACAGUACUUGGACAGAACUUUCGCAAUGGCGCAAUCAAACCUUCGCAUCAAUGGGCGCAACCAGUCCCUUACCGAGAGUGACCCUGACAUGGAGCCAUUUGACGAGGCCCUCGACAGGCGGAUAUGGGCCCUCGCUGAUACUCGCCUUGGUUGGCACAAGGUCGUUGCAGAGACGCGUCGCACAGUGCCCACGGAGAUCGAAGCGACGUUUGAAAAGCUCAUUCGUCAAGAGCGCGACGCCGACGCUGCCGACGACGACCUAGACAUUUCGCUUGAGGAAGAUACUGAGCCCUUGCCUGGUGAUGAAUUUCUUGCCAGGCGCUAUCCGAAGAUACAGGACGAGCUUCACAAAGCUAUUGCUGAAACCAAUGCCCUCGAGCAGGCUAUACCGAGCCAGACUGAACGGUCACUAAAAUACGAGAAUGCAUCGGCAGAGAUAAAGACGCUCAAGCCAUGAUUGCUGCAAUCUGGUAUAUUCAACCAUACAGCUAGUAGGACACUAUGAUCCACGGAAUCCACGUCCACCGCCACCACUGCCACGGGCGCCCCAUCCACCGGCGCCGGCGCCGCCCCGACUGGCGCCCCGUGGACCACCGCGACCGCCUCCCCCAAAGCUACCUCUC
Molecule: messenger RNA, 1041 nt
Organism: Desarmillaria tabescens
Lineage: Eukaryota; Fungi; Basidiomycota; Agaricomycetes; Agaricales; Physalacriaceae
Exons: 5
Coding region: 255-875 (206 amino acids)
Biological process (GO): mitotic sister chromatid segregation
Cellular component (GO): kinetochore
Source: RefSeq, a predicted model, not a curated record